Molecule: messenger RNA, 1875 nt
Organism: Entelurus aequoreus (snake pipefish)
Lineage: Eukaryota; Metazoa; Chordata; Actinopteri; Syngnathiformes; Syngnathidae
Product: BTB/POZ domain-containing protein 1-like
Exons: 8
Coding region: 132-1859 (575 amino acids)
Biological process (GO): neurogenesis
Cellular component (GO): cytosol; P-body
Molecular function (GO): protein binding
Source: RefSeq, a predicted model, not a curated record
UUGGUGGCGCGACGCAGCUAGCCUGUGUGAGCUAGCAGGUGUGUGGCCAUGUAGCAGCAAUGGCGACCACGUAAACAAACACAAACAACCAGGGUGCACAGGACAGGAGAAGGCGGGACGACUGCACAAUUAUGGCGACCGGCGGCGGCUUGGCGUCCAACCAUGACGCCCAAGAGCCGCCGUCCAACUCGGCCCUGAGUGGAGCAGCAGUGGCGCUUUCCAGCGUGCCAAACUCCCCGCCUGUCCCGCCUGGUCCCCGGGAGCCUGUCCCUCCUGUGCCGCCUGGUCCCCGGGAGCCUGGCCCGCCUGUCCCUCCUGGUCCCCGGGAGCCAGUGUACAACUGGCAGGCCACCAAGAGCUCGCUGAAGGAGCGCUUUGCUUACCUUUUCAACAACCAACUGCUGAGUGACGUCAGCUUCGUGGUGGGCAAGGGCAGGCAGGCCCAGAGGAUACCGGCCCAUAAGUUCGUGUUGGCCGCCGGCAGUGCCGUCUUUGAAGCCAUGUUCAACGGGGCCAUGGCCACAACCUCCACCGAGAUAGAGGUGCCCGACGCGGAACCGGCAGCCUUCCUCUCUUUGCUCAGGUUUCUGUACUCGGAUGACGUCCACACCUGUGCAGAGACGGUGAUGUCCACUCUUAACACGGCCAAGAAGUACGCCGUGCCGGCGCUGGCCAGCCACUGUGUGGACUUUGUCAGCAAGCACCUGAGAGCAGACAACGCAUUCCUGCUCCUCACACAGGCCAGGUUAUAUGACGAGCCCCAGAUCUCCAGUCUGUGUUUCGACACCAUAGACAAAAGUACUGCGGAGGCGGUAAACGCGGACGCCUUCACCGACAUAGACCUUGACACUCUGUGUGCGGUGCUGGAGAGAGACUCGCUCAGCAUCAGGGAGAACCGUCUCUUCGGGGCGGUGGUCCGUUGGGCUGAGGCUGAGUGUUGCAGACAACAGCUUCCUCCCACCCCCGACAAUAAACAGAAGGUACUAGGAAAAGCUCUCCCGCUCAUCCGCUUCCCGCUCAUGAGUGUUGAGAAGAUCCCUGCAGGCCUGUCCAGUCUGGAAGUCAAAGUCUUGUUCCCCGUGGCAGUGAACCCCAAAGCGCGUGGCAGCUGCAGCGACAGAGCCCGCUGCUGCCUGCGAGGAGAGGAAUGCAGCAUCAAGCGCUUCCAGCAGGUGGAGAGUCGCUGGGGCUACAGUGGUACCAGCGACAGAAUCAGAUUCAACGUCAGCAGACGGAUAUCUAUAGUGGGUUUUGGUCUGUAUGGUUCCAUCCAUGGGCACACCGACUACCAGGUCAACAUCCAGAUCCUGGAGAGCGACAAACACCUGACUCUGGGCCAGAAGGACACAGCAUUUAGUUGUGACGGGACCUCCAACACCUUCAGAGUCCUGUUCACAGAGCCGGUAGAAGUCCUUCCUAACGUCAGCUACACCGCCUGUGCAACUUUGAAGGGACCAGACUCUUCACAAGUCUGCUCUGCUCCCUCAGGGACCAGACUCACACUACGGCACCAAGGGCCUAAAGAAAGUCAGCCAGGAGUCGGCAGCAGGGACCAAGACCACCUUUGUCUUCUUCAAGUCCCCCGGGAACAACAACGGUACUUCAGUGGAGGACGGCCAGAUACCGGAGAUCAUCUACUACAGACUGGACUGAAGUACAGUAUGUACAGUAUGUCCUCCAUGAUCCUUGGCAGGUGUCAAUAUGAGGCAAGGCACAUUUCCUCCCCAGGACACAAAGCAUCGGGAGGAUGUUCUCACCUACAAGCUGCUGUGAGUUUUGACUCGUGCUCCCUUCAUUGUACAGUACUGCUAAAUGUGUGUGUGACGCUUCUUUGUCUGCUGGAAACUCACUCAAAUUAAAACCACUUCCACCAUU